CUAUCACCUCGACCCUCACGCCAUGCCGCCCCCCCUAGCCAGAAGACAAUCCUCCGUCUCAUCAUUUAGCCCCGUAUCAUUGGGACUCGGUGUCCCCUCGCAUCACAACGGGCUUUCUGUUCUCGAGACUAGAAAUAUAGCCCUUUUUUGACCUACACCCAUCACAAUAAUGGAAGGAAAAAAUCAGUCAAUCGAGCUCCUCCGGCAACCUCCACAUUCGCCUUCGCCUCCGUAUUUAGCGACCUGGGGAAACGAUGUCGUGCAAGACCCAGAGGAGAGGAAUGGUUAUAAUGGGCGCAUCGCGCACGCCAUUGCCUAUGAUUGUCUGAAGAUACAAACCAAGGCGGCAUCGCAUACGACAUGGAUGUUUUUACAAGACCCCGUUUGGCCGUUUCUCAAAAGCAGGAUGAUGAAGAAGCAAGCCUUCGCGCUGCUGUUGUUAUUUCUUGGUGGUAUUAUUCCAUUCAUUGUGUUGGGCAAGAGCACGUCAUAUGACCGUUACCACGGCACAGUGGGUGUUUAUGGCGGGAUAUUUACGUCAAAACUUAUUUCAUGUGGAGAUGCCUUCGGAGACCCUCAGAACGCCACAGUGAGUGGUAUUGAAGCUUUGUUCGUUCUAGACUACACCUUUGGUUCGUUUUUAUUCUCACAAGCAAAGACUAUCGAUGUCGCCUGGGAUGUAUGUGUCGGCCGAGGCGCACAAUUCAUCGCGUGGUAUGUAGCAUACGUCGUCUUCUCGGACGCCCUCCUUCGAGUCAUCGAACGGCACCCCGCUUCAUACCACACAUUUACACGCAUCUGCCUCGAAGGCCCGUCGCUGACUUUGAUGUGGGUGCUACUCAAAAAUAUCUUCCAGGCCCAGAGUAAGCGUACUUGGACAUUGUUCUUCUACAUGCUACUAUCGACCGGCUGGAUUCUGAGCAUGCCGACCUGGCUAAGCGCGAUGACUGGUUACGACAGCACGACCAUAAGCUGGGUGGAUCUCGACAAUUCUAACAAUAUCGCACCUGCAUCCUCAUUUGAAUAUCAAAAUAUCGUAUACGGCACUUGGAACCACACAUUUGACAAGAGUGCCUGUUCUUCAGAUAAACAGCUCGCAUAUUACACCAGCUACUCAUACACAGCAGACCAGAAUACAUUCUGUUCUUGCCAACUACCGAACGGCACACUCACUACUAUUUCGGCCUGGACGAGGGAAUGGCAUAACUCUCGAUCACGCAACGGUACUCGGCUUUACGAUUGCAUCUUUACGUUCCCGGGAAACAAUCAGACCUAUAAAGACUUCUCAGGUAAUAGUCACAACUGCAAUGGUACCGCCAAAAUCACUUUGUUCAACCAGACCUAUGACGUCCAAGAUCUAAAUUCCACUUUUGGUUAUUGCUACAAUGGCAAGGGCUACAGUUCUUCCGAAAUUCUGAGUAAAUCACGCUGCCUUCCUGAUACUGCAAACCCAUCAUAUAAGUGGGGCUUCUCAACCAUGCUCUCCGGUCUAUUUGUUAUAAUCCAAUUCGUAUGGAGUCUUACCAUGUAUGCCGUGUGGCAGGAUGCACAAUUCGGGAGUAAGUUGAUAAAGGCCGGAUUUCAGAUGACAGAGUUGAUAGCUGCAUUUACACUCACGCUCGUUGCGAGGCAAAAGACAGGGCUGUCAUCAAAGGAGUUGCUUCUUGCCGAGACAAAGAAACUAAAGCGGGAACUCUAUGGCGGCAAGAACGAUAUAGAAGCAAAGAUUGAGUACAAUAUUUUUAUGGAGAACAGCAAACAAUACCCAGAAUGUGAGAGCGAAGACGAGGAAGAGGUUGUGCUAAGGAGGAGGAACGUCAGGUCAGAGGAGUUUGCGUGAGCAAUCUCUACGGUGUUUGCUACACUCCCAUAGAUGUUUUGGAAGCCUGGUGGUGGUGCAGCGGAAGAGCGUUGUAUUGAUGUGGAGCCUCUGGGGCAGCCACGUUAUGUGGAGUAUAUGCACCAGUAGAUAGUGGCAUGGUCUGGUUACACUUUAUAAUCUAAAAACGCAUAAUGUACUCCACAAGCAAGUUGCUUAC
Lindgomyces ingoldianus is the source of this 2039-nucleotide messenger RNA. RefSeq lists its product as uncharacterized. The transcript has 5 exons. The record is from RefSeq and is a predicted model, not a curated record. Bases 170 to 1840 code for a protein of 556 amino acids. Lineage: Eukaryota; Fungi; Ascomycota; Dothideomycetes; Pleosporales; Lindgomycetaceae.